AUGUCAGCGAGUGCAUGCACUGCUUUUGUCUACAACACUUUUGACGGAGAGGGCUACCCGUCCUGCUACAAUGUGACGGCUGUGCACAAUGCCACAAGUGUGGAUGAGAUUGUCGAUCUGGUCAAGGAGGCAGCAGCCUCGGGCACGCAAGUGCGUGCGGGAGGUAAGGGGCACAUGUGGUACGACACGCAAUGCUCUGACGACCCGACUGUAAUCAUCCGGACGGAGUACGUGAACGGCAUCUCGGACUUUGAGCUCGAGGAGGGUGCCGAGUCCGGGUCUGUGGUGGUGGAAGCGGGCGUCACCUUCUUCCAGCUUGCAGACUACCUGCACGAAAGAUCUGCGAACAUCGGCACCGGCCUGGUGAAUUGGAACAUUAGCCUUGGCGGGAGCGUUGCAAUGGGUGCUCACCGCACCUCGCUCCGGGAAGACGCCGUGGUCGUUGGUGGCGUGCUUUCUUUGGAUAUUAUUGAUGGCACUGGCACCAUUCGGACCAUUGAGCGUGACGACAACAACGAUGAGUGGCUUGCAGCAUCGACUUCGCUUGGCCUUCUCGGCAUCAUUGCUAGACUCAAGAUGAAGAUCUAUCCGGAGACUGUCCUCUAUGCUAUGCAAGAGACCCUGGAUGAAGACGAAGUUCUCAACGGUGAUAUCUAUGGCAUGAUCUCCCCAUACUUGACAGCAAAUUUCUGGUGGUGGCCCUACAAGAAGAAGUUCCACUGGAGAUAUUAUGAUGUGGUAAAUGACACUACCCCAAAUCAACUAGGCUUUCAGUCGACAUUCUCCGUGACAGCAGUCGAAGGCUACGCGGCCAGCGCACUGCUUAACAGCGGAAAGUAUCUGCCCUCUUCCAACUGGCUAGCAGAGGAGAUCUUCUUUGGUCUUUGGGAGAAGCCCAACUUCCACACCAAGGACACCGAUGAGGAGAUCACUGAGUGGCCCGUGACAGGCUACAACUACGACGUUCUCAUCGGUGGCCUUUAUCCAGAUCAGCGGCCCGAGUGGGAGUACGACCUACACGGCUACACGCUGGAGCUUGCGGUGCCAGUCACGCUCGCCAACAAGCUGCUGCAGAGGAUCCGGGAGCUGUUCGACGCCGAGAAGGAGAAGCUCAUCUUCAUGACCUCAACUUACCGUAGCGGAAUCAACAUCAAGUUCGGCAAGGCGCACUUUGACUUCUUGGGCCAGGUCAGCAACGGAACAACUGCCGAUGGGACGGUCUAUGAUUGGAGCAAGGGGACUAUCAUGUUCGAUUUCCCAUCUUUCCAUCCGAAUGUCGGAGAUGGCCUCCGUUACAACGAGCCUUUCUAUCACAACCUGGCGCACACUCUCAUCGAUGAGUUCCCGUGCAGGCCUCACUGGACGAAGAACACUCGAGAGAUCUUCGAGAGAGGCCUCAAGAAUCUGGAUCCGACUUAUAUCGCACGCUUCAAGGCCGUGCGUGAAAAGUUUGACCCGAAUGGUCUCUAUCGUAGUGUUGUAGGAGAGAUCAUUGGCAUGUACUAA
Messenger RNA from Phaeoacremonium minimum UCRPA7, 1506 nucleotides. RefSeq names its product putative fad fmn-containing dehydrogenase protein. The transcript is spliced from 5 exons. The coding region runs from base 1 to 1506 and encodes 501 amino acids. The record is from RefSeq and is a predicted model, not a curated record. Gene Ontology annotation, molecular function: D-arabinono-1,4-lactone oxidase activity; FAD binding. Gene Ontology annotation, cellular component: membrane. Lineage: Eukaryota; Fungi; Ascomycota; Sordariomycetes; Togniniales; Togniniaceae.